GCAAUUGGGAAAUGAGAAGCAACAAGCAAACAAGAGGCAGAUAAGGCAUGUCUUAAUCAAAUAUAUAUAUGGAGUCUUAAAUAUUCUUACAUACUUUUACAUUCUUACAUAUACAGAAAGAUUUCUUUAGGAAGAUGGCUAUUUUUGUUAAUAUAUAUAUAUGUGUGUAUCAUAACUUCCUCCAGGACAUUUUAAAAUACGGAUCUAAUUUGACGGAAUCUAGACUGCCGGAAAAGAAGUAGUUCACAGCUAAGAUAAAUACAAUUUAAAGGGCAGAGAUCAAUGUCUGGGGAAUUCAAAAUGCUUUGAGCCAACAUGUAAAAGCUAUAUUAUAGCCUAUUGCUUAGGACAGAGAAGUCAUACUUACAGCAAAUAAAAGCCUGAUCCAGGCAGUUAAGGUUUAUAAUCUCCCUCCCUUCAGUGUGGGCUGGACUUAGUGACUUGCUUCUUACAAAUAGAAUAUGGCAAAAGUGAUGGCAUGUCACUUCUGAGAUUUGUUUUCAUAAGUUGUGGCUUUCAUCUUAGAUGCUGUCUCUCACUCCCUCGCAUACUUGCUCUGAGAGAAGUCAGCUUGCUAUGUUCAGGGCCCACAUAGAAAGGAACUGAGGGAGGCCAAUAGCCAAUAAAGAACAGACACAUAAGGCCAACAUUCCAAGAGGAAGUGAAUCCUGCCAACAACUACAGAAGGGAGCUUGGUAAUGCAUCUUUCCCCAGCCAAACCUCAGAUGAGAUUGCAGCCCCAUCCAACAGCUUAGCAAUAGCCUCACAAAAGACCCAUAGUCAAGACUCAUAGAAAAUAUGAGAUAAUGAAUAUUUCUUAUUUUAAAUCAUUAAGUUUUAGGGAUAAUUUGUUAAGCAGUGGUAGAAAACUAAAACAAAGGAUGAUUUGGAGUCCUGAAGAGAAGCUAAAAUAGAACUCACAACUAUAGCUCAGCAUUGACUCAAACUUGAAAAGGGGAAUGUAUUUUUGAUGUGUGUAAUGCAAAGGUCAAUCCCUAGGUAAGAGAAAAGAUCUUGAGACUCAGGUAGUAAUGACAGCAGAAGAGAUUGGAAAGAUGAAUCCAGGUUCUAUAUCCUUCUCAAGUAACCCAGUAAAAUGAGAAUUUACUUUUAAUUUUCCUUAAAAUAUAUGCCUCAAAAUUUCUUUGUGAAAUAUAAACAUUUGGUUGUACAUUAGAAUUAACUCUUCUGGACUAUAUUAAAGAAAAAGGUAGGAAAAUGGGGAACUGAUAUGGUUAGGUUGUGUCCCCACCCAAAUCUCAUCUUAAAUUGUAACUCCCACAAUUCUUACAUGUCAUAGGAGGGACCUGGUAGGAGGUAAUUGAAUCAUGGGGGUAGGUCUUUCCCAUGCUGUUCUCCCGAUAGUGAAUAAGUCUCAUGAGAUCUGAUGGUUUUAAAAAGGUGAAUUUCCCUGCACAAGGUCUCUCUCUCUUUACCUGCCGCCAUCCAUGUAAGAUGUGACUAGCUCCUCCUUGCCUUCCACCAUGAUUGUAAGGCCUCCCUAGCCAUGUGGAACUGUAAGUCCAUUAAACUUCUUUUUCUUCACAGUCUCGGGUAUGUCUUUAUUAGCAGCAUGAAAAUAGACUAAUACUGUAAAUUGGUACCAGUAGAGUGGAGCACUGCUGAAAAGAUACCUGAAAAUGUGGAAGCGACUUUGGAACUGUAUAACAGGCAGAGGUUGGAACAGUUUGGAAGACUCAGAAGAAGGCAGGAAAAUGUGGAAAAGUUUGGAACUUCCUAGAGACUUCUUGAGUAGCUUUGACAAAAGUGCCAAUAGUGAUAUAAACAAUAAGACUGAGGUGGUCUCAGAUGGAGAUGAGGAACUUAUUGGGAACUGGAAGAAAAGUGACUCUUGUUAUGUUUUAGCAAAGAGACUGGAAGCAUUUUGUCCCUGCCCUAGAGAUUUGUGGAACUUUGAACUUGAGAGAGAUGGUUUAGGGUAUCUGGUGGAAGAAAUUUCUAAGCAGCAAAGCAGUCAAGAGGUGAUUUUAAAGCCAUUCAGUUUUAUAAGGGAAGGAAAGCAUACAAGUUCAGAAAAUUGGCAGCCUGACAAUGAGAUAGAAAAGAAAAUCCUGUUUUCUGAGGAGAAAUACAAGCCGGCUGCAGAAAUUUGCAUAAGUAAUGAGGAGCCAAAUGUUAAUGGGGGAAAUGUCUCCAGGACAUGUCAGAGGUCUUCACAGCAGCCUUUCCCAUCACAGGCCUGGAGGCAUAGGAGGAAAAAGUGGUUUCAUGGGCAGGUCCUAGGGUCCCCAUGCUGUGCGGCGCCUAGGGAGUUGGUCCCCUGUGUCCCAGCCACUCCAGCCAUGGCUGAAAGAGGCCAAUGUAGAGCUUGGGCCAUGGCUUCAGAGGGUGCAGGCCCCAAGCUUUGGCAGCUUCCACAUGGUAUUGAGCCUGCGAGUGCACAGAAGUCAAGAAUUGAGGUUUGGGAACCUCUGCCUAGAUUUCAGAGGAUGUAUGGAAAUGCCUGCGUGCCCAGGCAGAAGUUUGCUGCAGAGGUGGGGCCUUCAUGGAGAACCUCUGCCAGGGCAGUGCAGAAGGGAAAUGUGGGUCAGAGCCCCCACACAGAGUCCCUACUGGGGCACGGCCUAGUGGAGCUGUGAGAAGAGGGCCACCAUCCUCCAGACCCCAGAAUGGUAGAUCCACUGACAGCUUGCACUGUUCACCUGGAAAGGUCACAGACACUCAACUCCAGCCCGUGAAAGCAGCCAGGAGUGAGGCCAUGCCAUGCAAAGCCACAGGGAUGGAGUUGCCCAAAACAAUGGGAACCCACCUCUUGCAUCUGUGUGACCCAGAUGUAAUACAUGGAGUCAAAGGAAAUCAUUUUGAAGCUUUAAGAUUUGAGUGCCCUGCUGGAUUUUGGACUUGCAUGGGGCCUGUAACCACUUUGUUUUGGCCAAUUAGUCUCCCGUUUGGAAUAGCUGCAUUUACCCAGUGCCUGUACCCAGUUGUAUCUAGGAAGUAACUAACUUGCUUUUGAUUUUACAGGCUUAUAGGCAGAAGGGACUUGCCUUGUGUCAGAUGAGACUUUGGACUGUGCACCUUUGAGUUAAUGCUGAAGUGAGUUAAGACUUUGGAGGACUGUUGGGAAGACAUGAUUGAUUUUUUAAAUGUGAGGACAUGAAAUUUGGGAGGGGCCGGGGUGGAAUGAUAUGGUUUGGCUAUGUCCCCACUCAAAUCUCAUCCUGAAUUGUAACUCCCACAAUUCCCACGUGUUGUGAGAGGGACCCAGUGGUAAGUAAUUUAAUCACUGGGGCAGGUCUUUCCUGUGCUGUUCUCAUGAUAGUGAAUAAGUCUCACAAGAUCUGAUGGUUUUAAAAAGGGGAGUUUCUCUGCACAAGCUCUCUCUCUGUUUGCCAGCUGCCAUCCAUGUAAGACAUGACUUGUUCCUCCUUGCCUUCCACCAUGAUUUUGAGGCCUCCCCAGCCACGUAGAACUCCCUACCCCAAAGUAAGCCCCCAUGUGAGGGCAGUGACAAUGGUGGUUAUACAGAUGCCCAAAAAACCACAGAAAAAGCACUUAUCUAUAGCCAGAAGACCCAGGAAAGAGCCCUCUGACCACCCCUGAAGGGCGUGGCAAAAAGUCAGGUUAUUCCUCUUUCCUCUUGCCACUGUGUGGCAAAUAAAGACUCAGUUAUAGGAAAGGCACAACAGUGUGAGAAGGCUAAAACUCAGAGAGAAACUGCAGCUUUCUAGCCAGAGAACUGGGAUAAGAGAUCCCUGGAAGCUGGGGAAAUCACAGAAGAGGUGAAGUGCUGAAGGAAUCACAGAAGAGGUGAAGAGCUGAAGAAGAAGAUUCUCUAAAUUUGUGUACCUCUGUAUGAACUGACAGAAGUCUUAGGCUCACCCGCAAGAUGAACAUGCUCAAGACAGGCCAAAAAGAGCAACAUGAAGGCUUUAGAACUGACCUAGAGUGUAGACUCCACAGAGGUCCCAGACUGGCACCCAGCGGCACACACAUGGGAUAGAUACAAACAGCUGUACAGUCUUUAAAAACUGAACCACUGCCUACAGAAGGUAGUCAGAACAUGUAGUCUAAACCUCUCCGGGUUGAUUAUCUACUAAAGCAACCAGAACAACAAAACCAACAGUUUCCAGGAGAUUUUUACAUGACCCCAAGGCUCAUAACAUAACACUCAAAAUUUUCGUGAUAAAAUCCAAAGUUACUUGGCAUAUAAAGAACCAAGUAAAUCUAAAUGGAUCAUAAGAAAAAAGCAAUCAUGAAAUGCCAAUUCCAAGAUGCCAGAGGUUGGAAUGAUCAGACAAAUAUUUUAAUUCAGUUAUUAUAAUCAUCUUCAAGUAUAGUCAUCUUUUGCUAAUGUGAUUGUUGUAAUAAACUGUCUUUCAUCUUUGACCUGGAGGCUUCUUGUUUUUCUGCCAGUAUUUAUGAAACUGUGACAGACAAACUUGUUAGUUUACAAGUAGAGUAAAAUCUCAGAUUCUUCACAAUUCCUGACAUGAGAGUUUAACAAACAUC
Molecule: messenger RNA, 4473 nt
Organism: Pan troglodytes (chimpanzee)
Lineage: Eukaryota; Metazoa; Chordata; Mammalia; Primates; Hominidae
Exons: 2
Coding region: 1641-2600 (319 amino acids)
Source: RefSeq, a predicted model, not a curated record